CCGUAGUUUUGAUUUUCAUGGAGACCGGUGCUAUCAUGUCUAUUUGUAUUUGGUAUUCCUGAGGCCAUCCUACCAGUAGUCCAACUGAGGAGCUCCCUUUUCAGACAAUCCUCGAGUUUACUCUGAAGGUGGCGGUUUUGUGCCUCAUCAAGAGCAAACCAACAGUUGCCCUACAAAGAUCCUGCCAUGUACACCUGAAACCACAAAAAGACCUUUGUCCUUACCACCGUUGCAUCCAGCGUCCUGUUUGAGGUCGAUCUGCAGCUCUCUGCUCUGUUCGGGGUUUGAAAACGUGACUGAAAGAUCGUGACUGACCAACUUUGAAACUGGUGCGCAAUUCGGACAGAACCUCGGUCGUCGCUCCUCAUCGGUCUCUGUCGAGCUUUCGACGAUGGGCAUGGACUCUCAAACAUAGAAGCAACCUCCACGAUGAAAGGGGUUUCGAUGCAUCAUUCUUGCAAAAGAAUGAGAGUCUCAUUAUUCUGAUCUCAUUAUCACAUCACUGCGUAAACCUUCAACUAACUUUACCUUUCGAAUCGACGUUAAAAAUCGCGAUGAACUCUUCCUUUGACUCCAUUCUUCUAUCGCACGACAUGAAAGAUGACUUGAGCUGUGGAUACGUCGGAGAUCAAUGUCUUUGUGGCUGCUGGGAAGAUGCCAUGGCAACGAACCGAUACGCUCGAGCCAUGAGCAAGAAAUCUACCGGUUCCAGUGCCUUCCAAAAUGAACUUCGUAAGUCCGACAGCGAUGACAGCAGUACUUGUAGCACAGGCACGACAAUGGACGAUGACGAAUCCAUCGCGGACAUGUUCCUUGAUGACGUUGAUGAGGAUUCGUCCGAUUCUGGAGAGAAAACGAAGUGCUAUAAGAUCUCCGUUUUUAACAAGGGAGAACCUCAACAAGGAGAAAGCAACCAUGACGAUACAGUCCUCCGAUUCAAGAUCGCGGUGGAAGGAAGUCGUGGCAUGUAUCUGUCCGAUAUCGACGUACUUGUCCAGCACGUCCAAGAGCUGAUUAUGGAUGAUCAGAAUGUCCAGUUCGAAGCACAUUUCCUGGACUCUAGCUUGGUUGUCUCAGGCAAUGCGGAGGACGUGCUGCGAGUUAUCAAGGACUGCGACGCGCAAGCAAGUAGCAUUCAGUAAUCAAAAGCUGCUAGUGUACCUCGACAACAUCAUUAAUACUUUACUUAGUUAAACCAAAUUGCAACCAUAAACUCAAUCCAAC
Molecule: messenger RNA, 1224 nt
Organism: Seminavis robusta
Lineage: Eukaryota; Bacillariophyta; Bacillariophyceae; Naviculales; Naviculaceae
Source: the annotation of a GenBank genome assembly